This is a messenger RNA of Saccharomyces eubayanus, 1278 nucleotides long. It is a transcript of the gene TEP1, whose product is annotated as putative phosphatidylinositol-3,4,5-trisphosphate 3-phosphatase. Gene Ontology annotation, molecular function: protein tyrosine phosphatase activity; phosphatidylinositol-3,4,5-trisphosphate 3-phosphatase activity; protein tyrosine/serine/threonine phosphatase activity. Gene Ontology annotation, cellular component: nucleus; cytosol; plasma membrane. Bases 1 to 1278 code for a protein of 425 amino acids. The record is from RefSeq and is a predicted model, not a curated record. Gene Ontology annotation, biological process: regulation of phosphatidylinositol 3-kinase/protein kinase B signal transduction; phosphatidylinositol 3-kinase/protein kinase B signal transduction; protein dephosphorylation. The transcript has a single exon. Lineage: Eukaryota; Fungi; Ascomycota; Saccharomycetes; Saccharomycetales; Saccharomycetaceae.
AUGGCGGAAGGUCAUUUUAGAUGGAAGCCAACUAACUUGAUUAAGAAAGUGUUGUGUUUACCUAUGAGAAAAACCAGAAAUGACAUAGGUUUGAAGCUGGAUGUUUCAUAUAUCUUAUCCAACCUAAUGGUGUGCUCAUACCCGGUAAGCACAUAUCCAAAACUACUCUAUAGGAACAGUUUAGAUGACUUAAUAUUGUUCUUGACAGUAUAUCAUGGAAAAGGAAAUUUUAGGAUAUUUAAUUUUAGGGCCGAGAAAGAGGAUAGCGACUACAAAGAUAAGGACUUGGUGGAAAUUGCUGCCAAAUAUGAAGUCAGAGAUUUGGAAAUCCAAGAAAUACGUUCAACACUCGUGAAUGAUGGAAAGAUACCAAUAUCACCCAUUGAUCUAGAAACUAGGACUUUAGUGGAAGAAGAAGCAAAUAACGUGAUUUGUGAAAGAAUCGGUUGGUUGGAUCAUUUCCCUCCUCCGUUUGAACUGCUAGAAGAUAUCAUAGAUAGGAUAGAAAACUAUUUGUCUGCUUCGAAGAUAAAAGUAGCAGUUUUACAUUGUCGAAUGGGAAAGGGCCGAUCUGGUAUGGUUACCAUUGCAUAUCUUAUGAAAUACUUACAAUGCCCUCUUGGAGAAGCGAGAUUAAUAUUCAUGCAGAGUAGGUUUAAAUACGGCAUGACGAACGGUGUCACCAUCCCUUCUCAACUAAAGUAUUUGAGAUACCAUGAAUUUUUYAUCACUCACGAGAAAGCUGUUCAAGAGAAUAUUUCGAAUGAAGCAGUAAAAUUCAAAUUCAAGUACAGACUUGCUAAAAUUUCAUUUAUCCAACCAUCAAGCUUGGUCUCGUCCAAAUCUGCUAUAGUAACUACAAAUAUCCAGCAUUACAGUGAUGACAGGGAUAUUUUGAUAACCCGAAAAACAUUGUAUUCAGACAUGAUGGCACACGAAAAUGGCGAUAGCAUGGCUUUCACCUUUGAUAACGACCACUUGACCCUCGAAAAUGAUCUUCGUAUUGAAUUCACUUUGGGCACAAAGAAGUCCAAGGCAGCGAAUGGUAUCAUGUCUUGGGCAUCGUACGCAAGUUGUUGGUUAAACAUUUACCUAGAAACUUUAAUGCAAAUAAUCAAGGAUGACUCUUCGUCAGAUUACUUCCUGGUAGACAAAUUAAAGAAGAAUGGUAAGUUCUUUACGAUCAUCAACUGGCAAGACUUAGAUGGUUUUGGUGAACUUAGCACUCACGGCUUGAAGUUAUUUCAAGCAUUGAGACUAGAAUGGGAAACCACAUAG